Messenger RNA from Papilio xuthus (Asian swallowtail), 987 nucleotides. Its product is annotated as keratin-associated protein 10-5. The record is from RefSeq and is a predicted model, not a curated record. Bases 108 to 662 code for a protein of 184 amino acids. The transcript has 2 exons. NCBI's taxonomy places the organism in Eukaryota, Metazoa, Arthropoda, Insecta, Lepidoptera, Papilionidae.
UUUGAAGUUGCUGUAAUGCAUAACACAUAAAAAUUUUAAGUAUUUUUUAUAAAAUAAAUUUAAAUUAAUUUAUUUAAAAAUCAUAUAAGAACAAAUUAGAUAUAAAAAUGGAUUGCUGCUUCGUAAAUGAAUGCGAAAGAUUUGCCGUAACCCCAGUACUUGUGAGUCCUCAAGUCAAAUGCUGCGAAAGUGCACCAAUAUACGUUCCGUGUUGCAAUGAUAAAGUAGUAUAUUGUUGCGAGAAGAUACGACCUUGUACGCCGGUGGCGAGGAAAAUAUGCUACGAUGGUAAUUGUGACCAUACGUGUACUCUAUGCUCCGAGCCACCACAGAAGUUUUGUCCGACCUGCCGUCAACCAACCGGCCCACCUGCGAAGCCGGCAGUCAAAUACGUCAUGCCAUGUUACCGAUAUGAAGAUGGCCGAAUUGAACAAUUCGAUUCUAAUAUCCACGGUAAACUCCCUGCUACUGCUUAUAAGAGGAAUGGGAUACAGGAUCAAAUUAAUGGAUAUAGAGGAGCAAGGCGUGAUUUGUGCGCGGUAGAACACGAUGGCAAAUAUUUUGUUUACACUGCAAUUGAGCCUUUUAAGAGAAUAUAUCCAAGAAUUACUCAUGAAGUAAAUCCCGUGAGACUGUCGCCGAAAAAGAUUUACGAUAAAUAGUUUAAGGGAAAAUAAGAAUGGCGACUGACAUGAGUAAAAGUUGAAGUACGAAUUCGGAGUAAGGGUUAGCAAUUACAUAUUAUAAGCAUUUGGCAUAACAUGUAAAAGUUAAGACGUUAAGCAUAUUAUCUUUCUUGACCCAAAUCUAUACAAAAAACAGUUCAAAAAUAAUACCAUGCCAAUGUAUUAUUAACGUCAUAAAAUAAGUUGCAUAAAAAGGUUACAACACAAUAUGCAAAUAGACAAUAAAAUAACCCAAAUAUGUUAUUUUAUAUGAUAGAUUAUUAAAGUAUAAAACAUACAUAACUUAAAUAGUACAAUAAAC